AUGUAUCUCUCAAUGGCAAAGGCGGUUUGGGAUUACUUUUGUCGCAGAUAUUCCAUGAAACAAGAUAUGUCUUCUUGUUAUGAUUUAAAGAGAAAAAUCUUCAACACUAAGCAGGGAAGUCUUUCGGUCAAUGAUUAUUUUGGAGUUCUCAAUGGUUUUUGGAUUGAGUUGGAUCAACAUCAUAAUUUGAAGAUGGAGUUCGGCAAGGAUAUUUCCACCUUGAAUAUUGUUGUUGAGCGGGAUAAGAUCUUUGAUUUGUUAGCAGGCCUUAAUACUGAAUUUGACCCUAUUCAGGUGCAGAUUUUGGGUAAGGAAAAAUUUCCUGAUCUUAAUGAAGUUUUUUAUAUUGCUCGUAGUGAGGAGACUUGUCGUCAAGCUAUGCUUCAUGAACAUCCCCCGGAUGUGUCAGCAUUAGUAGCUAGAAAAACAACAAGACAAGGACCACCACCAUUAUCAUCCAAGAAUGGUCGUGAUAAAUUCUGUUGUGAGCAUUGCAACUGA
This is a messenger RNA of Vicia faba (fava bean), 501 nucleotides long. Lineage: Eukaryota; Viridiplantae; Streptophyta; Magnoliopsida; Fabales; Fabaceae. The record is from the annotation of a GenBank genome assembly.